Molecule: messenger RNA, 975 nt
Organism: Morchella sextelata
Lineage: Eukaryota; Fungi; Ascomycota; Pezizomycetes; Pezizales; Morchellaceae
Exons: 1
Coding region: 1-975 (324 amino acids)
Source: RefSeq, a predicted model, not a curated record
AUGGCGCUCGCGGACCCUGCGCUCUCCCACCAGCUAAUGCUAACCAUCGGAAAACACGCAUUCGCCGACCCCCCACUCCCACUCGAGCUCAUGCUCGUCGUCGGAGAGCAAGCCAGCCCUCGGACUCUCUCCGUGCUCUCCCGCACCUGUCACACUCUCCACACUCUCCUCGCGCUGGAGCUCCAGAGGAGAUUUAACGCCGACGUCGAGGACAUCACCAUCUGGGCGGCCGCCUCCACCCGCCCCCGACUCCUUGAGCGCGCCAUCACCACCGCUCUCGCCCCCGGCUCUCCUGUUGCCGCCGCCCACCAGGACCGGCUCCGCGACACUCUCAGCCGGCGCCUCUCCCGGCUCUUCUCCCUGCCCGUGGAGCAAAAGGCGGCCGAGACCGUCAAAGUUCUGAUGUCCCACAAAAUCAGGCCCUUUGUCUCGACCGCCAUGCGUCCCAGGAAUCGGCUGCCCGGGAAUCGUCCCACCACUACCACCAUCGCUCGGCCCCCAAGCAACAGACCCAUCACUCGGUCCCGGAGAUGGUUGAUUGACAAAGAAUGUGCUCCGUCAUGGGUGGAGCAUGCGGUGCGCCAAGGGGAUCUGUGGCUGGCGCGGUGGCUCCUGGAAGAGGCGGGUGCCGAGGUGCAUGCAAGCGCGGUGAGGGUGCAGGGGAGCCAGGCGCAGACGCUAUUAGACGUUGCCAGAGAUCGGAGAUUUGAGAGGCCGAGGGCCAAGUAUGUGGAGGAGAUGAUCCAGCUGUUGAUAAAGCACGACCCGAAGCCGAGCACUCCCUGCUAUCCGGGCAUUCGGCCAGAGAACCAGCAGCGCUUGGAGGAGAUGCUGAAGGUGUCCGACGACCCAGGCGCGCUCCUGGAUGCUUGGGUAUCUGAGGAGCUUGAGGUAUAUGUCAACUUCGUAUGGGAACGAUCGGCUGAGUGUUGGAAUACGCAUAUGACCAGUGCGUCGAGAGCGGUGGGGCUGUGA